AUGCGCAAAUCUGAAUCCGGAACGUCGUGGAGUCGGCUGUCCUCGUCGACGUCGUCGAUCCGCGGCUCCAACUACACGCCGAGCCGCAGUUAUGGUAGCAGCCUCUCCUCCUACCGCUACACUCCGUCCUACACGUCACCCCAGAGCUACAGUACCCCGUAUGGGGGCGGAAGCGGAUCGGCGACAGCUGAUAGAUCAUUGACCCGCUCCUCUACCACGCACUCGGCUACGAGCCGCUCCUUAACGCGAUCCGAGUCCGGCGGACUGUCCAGUGGAUUGGGGCGGACUACGUCGAGCACUGUCACACCUUCGUAUCAUAGCUCCCGCUACUCCUCCUCCGCGUCGAGCACCAGGACGCCAUACUCCUCUUCCACCUACAGUACUCCAUCAUCAUAUCAACGCGAUUCGUCGUUCAGCCGGAAUGCUCCGGAAAGGGAGUCGUACGCCUCGAGGACGCUGGAGAGGACCCGGGACACCUCGUAUGCGGGCCAGGCGAGCAUGAGCCAGUCGACGGACGUGCAGAGCAUUCUGAACAGCCCGAAGACCGUGUCGGCCAAGGACCACCUCGGCAGGCCGAGGGCUUCGUCUCAGAUUAUCACAUCCGGCUAUAGGUGGGAGGACAAGUGGGAGCGCGAGUCGGCGCUCAGGCAGUUGAGCCCCAGGAGAGCGGAAGGAAUCGAGGAGAAAGCCUUAAACGGCAACCUGCGCAGCUCGACGACGCUCGACAACCUGCACCUGAAGGGGUGGAGGGACGAGGAGGAGGAGGCGACGAGGGCCGCCUCCAAAAUUCCGCAACCACCCGCCCUGCCACAGUAUCUGCACGGAACGACGCCCGCGACGCGUGCCGCUCCCGCAGAGGCGGAAGCGCUAAAGGGAGCUGUUGCUCGGUCCCCGUCUCCGCCAGCUCGUUCGUACCUGAAGAAAGAGGUCGUCCACCGCGACCUCGUCGCCGAGUACACACGAAAACCCACGGCAAAGGUGUCCCCGUACGCGGAGAGCGGUCACGUCGUCGAGCCCGGGUUUACUGGGCUCAGGAAUUUGGGCAAUACGUGUUUUAUGAACGCUACGCUGCAGAUGCUGGUCAACUGCGCGGAGUUGAAGGCCUACUUCCUCAGCGACCUCUACAAGCAGGACGUCAACGAGCACAACGUGCUUGGAUUUGGGGGUCGCCUCGCCCGCGCGUUCGCCCAGUUCCUCCAACAAAUGUGGUCGUGCUCCUCAAAAACUGUCGAGCCACAGCAGAUCAAGGAAAUUGUGGCCGAGAAAGCGUCGCAAUUCGCCAACUACGCCCAACAUGAUGCCCAGGAAUUCUUGUGCUUUCUGAUUGAUGGGCUGCACGAGGAUCUGAAUCGCUGCAGAACCAAGAUGGUGACGUCGCAGGUGGAGGCGGAUGGGAGGCCGGAUAGAGAGGUCUCCGCCGAAGCGUGGCGCUCGUAUCUACUCCGGAACAAUUCGCUGAUCGUCGACCUGUUUCACGGACAACUGAAGUCCCGUUUGGAGUGUCCAAAAUGCAGUCGAGUUUCCAUCACGUUCGAUCCAUUUUUGUACUUGGCCGUGCCGUUUCCGAAGAAGAAGAAAAGCGUCAAGGUGCACUUCUGGCCUCUCGACCCGUGCCUUCGCCCAUUCCUCGUCCCCGUUUCCUUUUCCCCUGAGGGUACUGUAGCCGACUUCUUGGCCGCCGUCGGCGAGGUGGUCAAGCAGCCCGGAAAGCAGUUGCGGCUCCUCGAAAUCGUGCAACACCGCAUCCACAAGGUCUACACAAAUUCCGAGGCGACCAAUUUGCUGAAUGCCAACGAUUUGUUAUACGUGUUCCAAGUCCACGACGCGAGCGACUGGAAUGAAGAGGUAGUGGAAAUCUAUGCCGUGCAGCGCCAGUUGUAUGCCCAUUCGUUAAAAUACAUCUGCAACACCUGCGGGUCCACCGAAGACAAGCUGAAGGCCUGCGAAGCCUGCUACAACGCUUGGUAUUGUGAUCAAGAUUGUCAGCUGAAAGACUGGAACGACGGAAACCACAAGACCGAGUGCGGCCGUCGGCCGAUCAUCGAUGCAGUCGGGCUCCCGAUGCUGAUCUCGCUGCCCCGUUCUCAUUUGACGUACGCGCACUUGGCGAGGGUUUUGGACGCAAGGAGCAGGCAUUCGAUCAACGUCUUCCUGCCCCCACAGCUCAAUAAGGACCCCGGUCACGAGGGCGAGCUUUCCCCGGCGCCAGGAGAAUCCGGUCUGCAAAACGGCGGCCCGUCAAGCGAGGCCCUGAUUCCAAAUGGGCUGGAUAAAAAAUCCCUCUCCCCGUCAGCAAGCAGUUCGGGAAGCGAAUUGCGCCGCCAGGUCAUGCCCGCUCCCAGGAAAAAGGCGCCACCGGCCCUGUUUGUGCUAAAAAAGAUUCGGUCGCAAAACUCGAGCGUCGGGGAUACGAUUCGGGAGACGACAGAAGAAGCCAUCCUCGAUUUGCCCACCGGCUCCUACGUCUCGAUCAACUGGGUGAACAUCAAGAACGGGAAGCCGUUCGUUGAGGUGGAGGACAAAGCCUCAUUGGCUCUUGACGAGGCCCUGACCGCCAAAUACGCCCCGUCAACAACAAGCCGAAACACCGAUGGAGAUCCCAGCCUGGAAGACAUGAUCCAAAUGUUCUCCGAGACCGAGAGGCUAAAACCGGAAGAAUCUUGGUACUGUAGCCGGUGCAAGGACCAUGUCGAAGCGACGAAGAAGUUGGAGUUGUACAGGCUGCCGCCGGUCAUCAUCAUUCAAUUGAAGAGAUUUGUGUAUACUGCUUCUGCCUACGCAACAUCGUCGCAUCGCAGGUCAAAGGACGACAGAAGGGUCGAAUACCCGCUGGCCGGGCUCGAUUUAGCUCCGUAUUUGGCUGAGGGAGCGGAUGUUGGGCAGAAUACGGUGUACGAUUUGACGGGUGUCGUCUGUCACUCUGGCACUUCCUACUUUGGCCACUAUGUAUCCAUUGGCAGGUUGCCAGGAAUCGAUGGCAGAACCACACAAAUUGAUUGGCGUACCUUCGACGACUCUACAGUAACGCAGUGCCGACAGCCGGAAGUGCAGAGUAGCGAGGCGUACCUGCUAUUUUACAAGCAACGCGGGACGGCGACUCGCGAUUUGUUCCGCGAGCAUUAUAAAUGCGACCCAGUGGAGGAUCAAGCCCCAUUCGUCGGGGGCAGACUG
Mesorhabditis spiculigera is the source of this 3171-nucleotide messenger RNA. The record is from the annotation of a GenBank genome assembly. Lineage: Eukaryota; Metazoa; Nematoda; Chromadorea; Rhabditida; Rhabditidae.